GAAUUUUAUUAUUUUUGCUAUCAUGAACAAUGAAACAGGAAAACCUAAUCCAAUUAGAUUAUCCACUCAGCUUUUAUAUUUUAUGGAUUACAAAAUUCAUUAAUAUAGUCCUGAAGAAUUGUAUGAAAACAAAGCCCGAUUAUUUGAGUAAUUAAUGACGGAAUGGAAUAAUAUGACUGCAACAGACCAAGAAAAAUUUAGUUUAAAAGUGAGAUUCACAAAUGGAGGCGAAAAAUCAAAAUACCGCAAAGACGAAUCCUCUUCGGAAACAAUGUAUGAAACAGCAGAUGAAAAACCCACAAAAGUCAUAUAGCCUAUAAUAGAAGAAAAGAGUGAAAGUAAAGAAAAAUCAGAAGAAAAAAAAUCAUAAGAAGUGAUCAAAGAAGAAUAAAAUAACAAGCAUGUCGCAUCAAAUAGAGAGUUAAAAUAGGAGUUGGUAAUCUCUUAUGAGGUAAUUUCUGAAAAAGAAAGUAAUUCCUAACAACCCUUGAAAAGUCAAACAUCCAUAAAUUAACAAAUAAUUUAAGAAAAACAAAUUGAUGAAAAUGAGGAGAAUAAGAGUCAAGAGGAUUCAAGAGAAAAUAAAUAAAACCAGGAAAAUUUAACCUAAGAAAAUUAAGUUGACCAAAAACCUGGUUUAAAAAGAGGGAGAAGAAUAAGCAAAGGUUAGAGACCCUCUCAAAAGGGAAACAAUGAUACCAAGAAACAAAAGGGUGGCUAAAUUUCAAAAAGAGCAUUAAGCAUUUCAAAAUAAAAAUAGUUAGAUUCACAAUAAAGUGAAAAGUAAUUCUCGGUCAAUGAUACACUUACUUUGAAAUAGCUGAAAGAUUAAAUUAAGAAUUUAUUUAAAUAAAUAGAAUGAAGUUAAUAAUCAAAUGUUUAUAUAAUUAUAAAUACAUAUUUA
This is a messenger RNA of Paramecium tetraurelia, 904 nucleotides long. RefSeq lists its product as uncharacterized. Lineage: Eukaryota; Ciliophora; Oligohymenophorea; Peniculida; Parameciidae. The record is from RefSeq and is a predicted model, not a curated record. The transcript is spliced from 3 exons.